AUGGCUUCCACGUCAGCUCUCGUUCUGCCUCCCGCCAAACACCUCGUCACGUUUAUCGGUGCCCCUACCACGAACAAAGCUGUUGUGGCAGAGAAGAAGCAGUCCCUUUAG
Alternaria arborescens is the source of this 111-nucleotide messenger RNA. RefSeq lists its product as hypothetical. The transcript has a single exon. The record is from RefSeq and is a predicted model, not a curated record. NCBI's taxonomy places the organism in Eukaryota, Fungi, Ascomycota, Dothideomycetes, Pleosporales, Pleosporaceae. The coding region runs from base 1 to 111 and encodes 36 amino acids.